UGGUCUGUGAACAAAGUCACCAGGAGAGCAAGAAGCAAAGGUGAAGCAGGUGGGUUGACACGCUGGAGUAGUGGACUGUGUCAAACACCAAGUUCAGGCUGCUGCUGUGGAAUAAAAACAUCUGGCUGGACGGGAAUGUACCGAAGGAGCAGGCAGAUGCUCCGUGAACAUGUUUAACUCUGUCUCCAACAGCGUGGGUUCCUCUGGGCCUGAUGAUAUUUUCGAGGAGGACUGCUACUCCCCGUCCUCCCUCUCCUCUUCCUCCUCCUCCUCUGCCCCCCCUGUGGCCUCCCUGCAGGGGAAAACACUGUGCACCUCCUGCGGCCUAGAUAUAGUUGACCGAUACCUCCUCAAGGUGAACAACUUCUGCUGGCACGUGCGCUGCCUCUCGUGCAGUGUAUGUCAGACAUCACUAGGGCGACACGUGAGCUGCUACAUCAAGGAUAAACAAGUUUUCUGCAAACUUGACUACUUUAGGAGGUAUGGGACCCGCUGUGCUCGCUGUGGCCGGAACAUCCAUUCUAGUGAUUGGGUGCGUCGGGCCCGAGGCAGCACCUUCCACCUGGCCUGCUUCUCCUGCACAUCUUGUAAGAGGCAGCUGUCCACUGGGGAGGAAUGUGGACUACUAGAGAACAGGGUCUUCUGCCGGCCACACUAUGACAUUAUGAUGGAGAAUAUCAAACAUGCUAAGGAAAAUGAUCAACCAAAAGAAGAUGAAGAAGUAGCAGACAAAGAUGAAUCCAGCACCAUACCCAGACCUGCUAAGAGGGCCAGGACCAGCUUCACUGUUGACCAGUUACAGGUAAUGCAAAGUCAGUUUGCUAAAGAUAACAACCCAGAUGCCCAGACUCUCCAGAAACUGGCAGAGAGGACUGGUCUCAGCCGAAGGGUUAUUCAGGUCUGGUUUCAGAACUGUCGAGCUCGUCAAAAGAAAUACAUCAGCCCAAACCCUUCUUCCUCAACCAUGAUGACAUCACUUGCUGCCGGUCAGCUGACGCCACCUUUGAUGGAGGAUCUGCAAUACACAACCUAUAUUUCCCCAGAUGCACCCCUCCUCACAACACUGACUUAUAUGGAUGUCCAACCUCCAGACCCACUUUUGCUUCAGCCGCUCAUAUCCCAUUCACUGACACAACUGCCAGUCAGCCAUGCCUGAGCUACAGCCCGCCUACUGAAAACUGAGGACAAUGAUUGGUUGAUGGGAAGAUGAAGAGGAAAAACAGUGAGAAUUGGAUGACUUUAAUUCAUAAGCUGUGAGCACAGUAACAGCGAUGAAUUUGUUAAAUUUUCCCGGCCUAAUGUGUGAGCGGACAAAAGAUCUAUUUGUUAAUGACUGAAUUAAUUUCAUCCAAUCAUACAUGGAUUUAAAUGUGGGAAAAUAAGUGUUGUUGAUUGAAAAUGUUAUGUAAAAAUAUUGGUAUGUGACAUGAAACUUUGGUUAAUAUGUAUGUGUUACGAAUUCCUUUGUAUUUAAUUUAUUUGGAGAAUAUGAUGAGAUAAGCACUUUGUUUGAAAAUGAUGUAAAACUGAGUACAGAUUUGGUUUUCAGUUAAUGUUUAUUAAAAGAUGUGUUUAAGGAUAAUACAAAUGUCAGUUUGGGCACCUACAAGAGAGAAUCUAAUGGUUGCUCUUCUAUAAAGACUACUAAAGAAAAUUCAGUAUUGGUUUAUAUUGCGAAUUAUUACCACUGCAGAUCAUACAUAGAUUCUACCAUUCCUUACUCUGUUAUUGACAAAACAAAUGUGUAUAAACAUGUUAUUUGAACUGUUCUUCACUUGCAGUGCCUAAGACUGUUGUUCCCAAAACAUCCACAUGUCUAAUUUUGGAUAAACACUUGUUAAUGUGUUAAGCACAGACAAAAAGCAAUACAAUGCGUGUCCUCAGAUUGUGAAUGUUAGACGCCACUAGAAGCCAUGUAUGGACUGCACACUGGGAAUAGAUAGACUUUCACAUUAAUUUGAGAUGCUGGAAAUUAAAGUUCAUGGCUGCACCAAAAA
Micropterus salmoides (largemouth bass) is the source of this 1997-nucleotide messenger RNA. RefSeq names its product LIM/homeobox protein Lhx8-like. The record is from RefSeq and is a predicted model, not a curated record. Gene Ontology annotation, molecular function: RNA polymerase II transcription regulatory region sequence-specific DNA binding; DNA-binding transcription factor activity, RNA polymerase II-specific. Gene Ontology annotation, cellular component: nucleus. The coding region runs from base 170 to 1156 and encodes 328 amino acids. NCBI's taxonomy places the organism in Eukaryota, Metazoa, Chordata, Actinopteri, Centrarchiformes, Centrarchidae. Gene Ontology annotation, biological process: forebrain neuron development; neuron differentiation; regulation of transcription by RNA polymerase II. The transcript has 8 exons.